ACAUUAUUUAGGAAAUAAUACAUCACAAGGUGAAUAUUCUCUUUUCAAAAUUGAGAAAUAUAUUUCCAAAGUAAGUUUUCUCACCUGUGAGUGGCCAAAAAAGAAAGAAAAAUGUUCCAUAACUUUUGGAAUUUUUUGUGUGAAAACUCAAAAUUUUAAAGGCUUUAAGUGAAAUUAAUUAGAGUUAGUUUUCUCAUAAAUAAAAUAUACACAGAGAUCUUAAACAUAAUCACUCUCAAGUCUUAGCAAACCUCUUUUCAUUUUCUUAUGAUUCAUCUCUAUACACAUAGGAAAUUUCUCAACCUCUUCAUCUUUUCUUGCUAAACUGAAAACCCAAAAUCAUUCAUCCAUUGAACCUGAAUUUUUCUCAUCUGAUCGACAGUUCCAAAAUUCCCCUUUAAUUUCAGUUUCCUUCCCUCAUUUUUUUUUCACCCAGAUUUGAAGGUGGACAUAUGAUUCCACUGAUUUAUUGACCCAAAUUUGUAUCUUGGGUAUGCUUGAAUUAUCUCCCUUAAUCAUCAACCCAUAUGAAGAAAACUUACUCAUUGGGUUCUGGUAGUCCUAAAUCUUUCCAAGCCUAUCCAAGGGGUGAUUUUGACUUGGAAUCUGGUACAAUUAAAAAAUCAAGAAAGCCAAAAAGAUCAAAUUUUUACCCCAUCAAGAUGCUUAAAUCAUUAGGAAAAAGAAUUCACAGUUAUUACAAGCUUCAUCCAGCUAGAUUAUUUAUGAUAUCCUUGUCAAUUGGGGUUACCAUUCUCAUUGUAUUAUCUGUUUCUGAAAAUCGAUUUCGAAUGAAGGGUAAUUAUGUGAAAUAUGAUAUGGGUGUUGAUGUAUAUCCAUUUUCUAAGUUUAGAAAUCUUGUUAUGGUUGCUGGACAUUCAGUUUAUACAAGUAGUAGUUGUGAGAAAGUUGAUAAAGAGGAUUCUUGGUUUUUAGAGUCUUAUCAAAGGCACCCUGGUCAAGCUGCAACUUUUGUUGAUCAUAUAAGAAAAGGGGUUGAAAUUGCAGCAGUUGAUGAUGAUGCAUUGCUCUUGUUUAGUGGUGGUGAGACAAGGAAAGACGCUGGGCCAAGAAGUGAAGCACAAAGUUACUGGACUGUUGCUGAAUCUAAAGGGUGGUUUGGCAAACAAGAAAGUGUAAGAGGGAGGGCACUCACCGAAGAGCAUGCUAGGGACAGUUUUGAGAAUCUUCUCUUUAGUGUUUGUCGGUUCAGGGAGCUUACUGGCACAUAUCCACAUAAUAUAACUGUUGUAGGCUAUGAUUUCAAGGAGAAGCGAUUUAAGCAUCUGCAUCGGUCUGCAAUUGGAUUUCCAGAAGCAAGUUUCUUUUACUCAGGGACAUCAUCUUCACAAACAUCGAGAGAAGCAGCUUUAAAAGGAGAAGCACUGGUGAGAACCCAGUUUCAAGAAGAUCCUUAUGGAUGUAAAGGCUCUCUUCGUCGCAAGAAGCUUGGUCGUGAUCCUUUUCAUCGCUCAAUCCCUUAUCCUAAUGGGUGUCCUGAAAUUGAGGGUUUGUUCAGAUAUUGUGGAACAGCUCCAUAUCCAGGUUCCCUACCUUGGGCCCAAUAGAAUUUCAUAGUUCUGGAUAAUUAGAAGAUAGUAAUUGAAAAACUGGUAUCAUAAAAUAUAGGUACCUUCUUCUAUUAUUUUUCCUUAUAUACUCUCCUGUUAUUCCUUGUACUAGUUAGAAUAGCAAAAGGAACUAACUUGUCUGCCAAGUGUAGAGAAAUAAAAGGGCUUAUUGUCUGGUUUA
Molecule: messenger RNA, 1752 nt
Organism: Lycium ferocissimum
Lineage: Eukaryota; Viridiplantae; Streptophyta; Magnoliopsida; Solanales; Solanaceae
Exons: 3
Coding region: 528-1568 (346 amino acids)
Cellular component (GO): cytoplasm
Source: RefSeq, a predicted model, not a curated record